Molecule: messenger RNA, 459 nt
Organism: Labrus bergylta (ballan wrasse)
Lineage: Eukaryota; Metazoa; Chordata; Actinopteri; Labriformes; Labridae
Source: RefSeq, a predicted model, not a curated record
AUGUAUCGUCUCGAGCUGGCCGGUGGUCUGGGGGUCAUCUUGUUGCUUCUGGGAGUCCUGACUGCACUGUACAAGUGUUACAACAUGGAGAUCAUGCUCUGCUACAGGAGGCACUUUGGAAGUGAUGAAGCUGAAGACGAUAAUAAGGAGUAUGAUGCUUAUCUGUCCUACACUAAAGUGGACCUGGACUCUUUGGGCAGGUCGAGCAGCGACGAGGAAACAUUCGCUUUGGAGAUUCUGCCAGACGUUUUGGAAAAGCAUUACGGAUACAAGCUGUUUCUACCAGACAGAGAUCUUAUACCCAGCAGUACCUACAUUGAGGACUUGGCUCGCUGCGUGGAGCAGAGCAGACGUUUGAUCAUCAUUUUGACUCCAGAAUUUGUUGCCAAAAGAGGGUGGAGCAUCUUCCAGAUAGAGACACGCCUCCACUCUAUGCUCGUCACUGGGAGAUCAAGGUAA